This is a messenger RNA of Aspergillus nidulans FGSC A4, 608 nucleotides long. Its product is annotated as snoRNA-binding rRNA-processing protein IMP3. Bases 42 to 608 code for a protein of 188 amino acids. NCBI's taxonomy places the organism in Eukaryota, Fungi, Ascomycota, Eurotiomycetes, Eurotiales, Aspergillaceae. The transcript has 3 exons. Gene Ontology annotation, cellular component: Mpp10 complex; small-subunit processome; nucleolus. Gene Ontology annotation, molecular function: rRNA binding; snoRNA binding; RNA folding chaperone. Gene Ontology annotation, biological process: RNA folding; ribosomal small subunit biogenesis; rRNA processing. The record is from RefSeq and is a predicted model, not a curated record.
AACAAACGAAUCAAGCCAACAACUCGAAUCUAGACGUCAAAAUGGUCCGCAAACUCAAGCAUCACGAGCAGAAACUCCUCCGGAAAGUAAACCUAACAACCUACAAAUCCGACCACGCGCAUCGAGAGUCUCAGAUCAUCCAACGAUACUACCUCCAAAACCCCGUCGACUACAAGAAAUAUUCCGCAAUUGUCGGAUCCUUGCGGCAGCUCGCACACAAGCUCUCCGCACUUGACCCCGAUUCCGACCCCAUCCGCCAGAAAACUGAAUCCGAGGUUCUGGAUAAACUGUGGCGCAUGGGAAUCCUCAAACAAAGUCGUGAGCAAGGUGCAGGAUUGAGUAGAAUUGAGCGCGAGGUGACGGUUAGCGCAUUUUGUCGACGACGGCUGGCAGUUGUUAUGGCGAGGAGUGGGAUGGUGGAAAACAUCAAGACGGCCGUAACGUUCAUCGAGCAAGGGCAUGUGCGUGUCGGAUCGGAGGUCGUCACGGACCCGGCGUACCUGGUUACCCGGAACAUGGAGGACUUCGUGACGUGGGUGGAUUCCAGCAAGAUCAAGCGGAAUAUCAUGCGGUAUCGCGAGAACCUGGAUGAUUUUGAUCUAAUGUAG